AAAAAAAAAAAUUAUUUUUUAGAAUAGCCAAUUCCAUUGCAUGCUCAAUUUACUGAGAUCCUUUUUUGGUAUUUCUCCAAAUCAAGGGACAAAUUUCCCUUUAUUUUGGGACCCUUGCUUCUUUUUCUUGCUUUUGGCUCCCUCAAUAUUCAAACUACUACUACUCUGUAAUAAUCUUCCUCUACCAUUUCAUCUUCUUCUUACCUUAUUUUCUCUCUCCUUCCUCAACAACAAUCCAUCUAUCUAUCUAUCAUCAUUAUCAUAAUCGCGUUUGAGUUCCUACUGUACAUAUUAUAUCAAAGGAAUUCAACUACAUACUAAUUAUCUAUGGCACCACCCAACAGAUUUUCAUCCAUGUUACAUAGAAGAACAAACAGAAUAACUCGUGUUCUAAUCUAUGCCUUUCUUGAAUGGACUCUAAUCUUUCUCCUCCUACUAAACUCUCUCUUUUCCUACUUCAUCCUUAAAUUCGCGCUAUAUUUUGGCCUUAAACCUCCCUGUUUCCUAUGUUCAAGGAUUGAUCAUUUCUUAGACUCUCACAAGAAUGACAAAAACAAGAAGACUAAGUUUUCAUCCUACUCAGAAAUCAUUUGUGAGGAACAUGCUGCUGAGAUAUCAAAGAUUGGGUAUUGCUCCCAUCAUCGGAAGCUCGUUGAAUUACAUGAUUUGUGUGAAAGCUGCUCUGCUGCUCCAUCAGAUGAUCCUGAAGUCAGCAAAUGGAUGACAGAGAUUGGUAUAGUUAAAGCUGAAGAUGAUGAUGCUACAAAGAAGUGUUCUUGCUGUGAAAGAGUAUUGAUCAUGGUCAAUCCAAUUAGUAAAGUUUCAUCCUCAGAUUUUGUGAUCAAAGAAAGAGAAUUAUUGGGUGAUUUUUUAUCAGAUCAAAAUGUGCAGAUAGGUUCUGAUCAGUCAGAUGAUCAAACCAAGUUUGGGUAUCAAAUACUGGAUGAUGGUGAUGAAGAAGAUAAAGAGGAGAACGAAGAAGUAGUUUUCGAAGCAGAGAAGGAACCUCUCCUUGAUAAUACUAAUGGAAAUAAGGGUGAAAUUGAGGAGAUUGUUGGAGUUACAACUCAAAACUUGUGUCCUGAUAUGCUUCCACAGCAUCUAGAUUUUUAUAUUGAUCAUGAUGAUUAUCGAUUAAUCCCAGUUGAGUUUAUUAAUGAUGAUUCAAUCAAGGUAGAGAGUAAAAGUGCAGAAAUCAGCAGAAGUUUCGAGGAAGGAAGGAAAGAAACUUCAUCAGGAUUUUCCAGGGAAUUCGAGCUUGUUUUCGAGGGAGACGAACUUGUUCUUCCUGGGUGUGAGGUUACUACUAUUGCUAAGGAUUUGCCUAGUAUACAGGAAGAAGAGGAACUUGUGAUUGAGAAGGUACAAAUUCACAAAGAAGAGGAGAAGAUGAUGAGUUUGGACAAAUUUGAGCUGGUUUUUGAGGGUAAUGAGCUUGUUACUGCAGGUAUUGAGACUGAGAUAUUACAUCUUCCUAAAGAUGAAGAACAGAUGAAGGGUUCAGAGACUUCAGACAAAUUUGAGCAGGUUUUUGAAGGAAAUGAUCUUCUUGCUGGUUUCGAGUAUGGAAAUUUACAAAGUCCUGCAGUGGACAAGAUGCAGGGUUCAGACAAAUUUGAGUUGUUUUUUGAGGAAAAUGAACUUGUUGCUGGUUCUGACUAUGAGAACUCAAAAAUUCCUGAAAGUGAGGAAAAGAUGAAAAAUCCAGAAAUUUCUGCGCUGGCAUUUGAAGGAGAUGAGAUCAUAAGUGAAAAUUCGCUUACAGAUGACAAGGAGAGCGUGACAGAGAAGUUGCAAGUUCGUGAAGAAGAGGAGGAAGAGGAUUCACAACUUUUGCAAUCCGUUCCAAAGCAGGAAAAGGAGAGAGAAAUAGAAAUUUCAUUUCUUUCAGAAGAAAAAGAGGAGACUGCAACUACUGAGAGUACACCCAUUUUGGAUGUGCAGGAGAGAAACAAUCAAGCUGUACAAGCUGAUAGCCAAGUAACAGCUGUGAGUUUAGAGACACCUUCUACUUCUUCAGAUUUUAAGGAGGAUAAUGCAUCUUAUUUGAUGGCUGAUGAAACUGAUAUUGAGGAAAAGAAUCAGAAUCCAACUGAGAAGCUAUUGUUCCAAGAGUAUGAGGCGAAUCUUGCAUCGCUUUUCAGGAGUUAUGAAAUCGAAACUGAAACAAAGCAGAAUUCAACAGAUGAGCUCUUGGUUCAAGUGGAUGAACCCCCUACAGCCAGCAAACAAGAAACUCACACACUUACUGACAAUGUAGUAUGUCAUGAUGAUGAAAUUUGUGAAAGAAGUCUAAAUGCCAAUGUGAGCAUGUCACAUGAUGAAGUUGAGGAAGACAAAGUUCCUGAUACACCAACAUCUUCUGAAAGCCUACAUAGGAAAUUGUUGAUGCUAGGGAGAAGGGAAUCAGCAACGGAGGAAUCACUAGAUGGGAUGAGUGCGAUUAGUGAGCAUGGGGAAACAAUGGAGAAGCUCAAAGUGGACCUACUCACUGAGAGAAAAACUUUGAGAGCGUUAUAUAAAGAGCUGGAGGAAGAGAGGAAUGCCUCAGCAAUUGCGGCAAAUCAAACAAUGGCUAUGAUAACUAGGCUCCAAGAAGAGAAAGCAACAAUGCAGUUGGAAGCCUCGCAGUACCAAAGAAUGAUGGAAGAGCAGUCAGAGUAUGACCAGGAAGCACUGCAGAUGAUGAAUGAACUCGUGGUGAAGAGGGAGAAAGAGAAGCAAGAGCUCGAGAAGGAGCUUGAAGUGUAUAGAAAGAAGGUGAUGGAAUAUGAAGAAAAAGAGAGGAUGAGGAUAAUGUGUAGGAGGAGAAGCAGGAAUUCUUCUGCUUCUUGCAGUUAUGGAGAGGAGAGUGAUGGGCAAUCGAUAGAUUUCAAUCAUGAGGUGAAGGAUCAAGAAGAAGAUGUUGGAAUUAGUCCUCACAAUCAAGCAGAAAAUGGGCACCAAGAUACACCAACCGAUGCAGUCCUAUGUUUACAAGACUCAUUGGCCGGGUUUGAAGAGGAGAGGCAGGCGAUUCUAGAGCAGCUUAAGGUUUUAGAGGAGAAGCUCUUUACUCUAGCAGAGGAGGAAGAGGAACAUUUCGAGAACAUGAAACCAUUUGAGCAGUUCUAUGAAGAGAAUGGCAAAGAUUUCGACAUUAAUAACGGGAGUGACAAUAAUGAGUUUAUUCAUGUCAAUGGAAAACAUCAGCAAGACAGGAGGAUCAACGAUUCAAUGCCAAAGAAGCUUCUUCUUCCACUGUUUGAUGCAGCAGAGUCAUUAGAUUCCCCAAAUGGAGUGUUAAAUGGAAAUGAAGAUGACUUUCAUAUUACAAAAUUUGAGUUAGAAAAGAAAAGGUUUGCCGUGGAAGAGGAAGUUGAUCAUGUCUAUGAGAGACUACAAGCUCUAGAAGCUGAUAGGGAGUUCCUAAAACACUGCAUUGGCUCAUUGAGGAAAGGUGACAAAGGCUUGGAUCUUCUUCAAGAGAUUCUACAACAUUUACGCGAUUUGAAGAAUGUAGAAGUUCAAGCCAUGAAGAAUACAGAUCAUUGUGCUUCAGUGUAAAUCCUUCCAUGACAUUAUUGGUAAACAUAAGAUCACAUCACCCUUCAGUUCAACAUUGUCAUACAUCUAUCUACACCACAACAUACUGAUACUAGUCAGUGCCCGUACUAAAGCAGAUUCCAUUGUUCAUGGUUAAGUUUCGCUACUAGAUCAGUCAAAAAGUUUGAUCUAAGGAAUCGAAAGAUACAGCUAAAGAAGAGGAUCAAACUUUUGUCGUCUAGAAUUCAGUGAAGGACCCCCCUAGAUGGUGAAGGGGAGGUUCAGGCUAUGCAAACAAGAAAAAAUCAAGGUUUGCUGACCCAAUUUUUUUUAAGUUCUUUCAUUCUUUUUUAUUUCUGCUUUUGUUCUUUGUCCAAAGUAAAUGUAAAAAAACCCAAAUUUUUGUGGGGUUAGUCUAUUUUUUUCUUGCCCAUCACCUCCCUUUUGAGGAAAAAGGGAAUGAUGGAUUUUAAGUGUGUGUAGGAUAGUGGAAGUACUCAAAGCACAACCUGUCAUUUUGUAUUUGUUUUGUGAGGAACAAAAAAACAAGGCCUGGAAUUUGCAGAAACUGGGAGAUCCAACAAUGAUUCCAGUCUCAAGCACAUAACAUUAGUUUUUACCACAUAAAUCUUAGGAUUAGGAACUAUAUAUAGCUGUAUUUAUUCUUCAAUUUUGUUUUAUAUCAAAGAUUUUGUGGUAUAAACUUUUGCCUUUUUUUGUAAUUCUUUUUCUUUUCUAGUUUGUGAGUCAGUUGAUCAUCACAUGGGUUUUGAUCAAAGCUUUUGGAGUAAAGUUAGUCUACCUGUAUAUUAAUCUAAUGUAAUGAAUCUGUUCUGUAAAGUAUAUAAAGUGAGUGUUUGUUUAUGCUUA
Molecule: messenger RNA, 4395 nt
Organism: Chenopodium quinoa (quinoa)
Lineage: Eukaryota; Viridiplantae; Streptophyta; Magnoliopsida; Caryophyllales; Amaranthaceae
Product: myosin-binding protein 2-like
Exons: 3
Coding region: 328-3546 (1072 amino acids)
Molecular function (GO): myosin binding
Source: RefSeq, a predicted model, not a curated record